Molecule: messenger RNA, 687 nt
Organism: Dovyalis caffra
Lineage: Eukaryota; Viridiplantae; Streptophyta; Magnoliopsida; Malpighiales; Salicaceae
Source: the annotation of a GenBank genome assembly
AUGAAUAAAUCCUGUUUGAUAGUCUUGAGUGUGCUGGUUUUGCUUUGUGGGUGUUAUACUGAACUGGGUCUUUGUAGACAAGACAACUUCUUGAAGAUGAAGCUUGGUGAUGUUCAUGAUUGUAAGGGUUCUCAAAAUAGUGGCGAGAUCGAUAGCCUCGCUCGUUUUGCUGUUCAAGAACAUAACAAGAAAGAGAAUGCUCUUCUUGAGUUUGUGAGGGUGUUAAAGGCAAAAGAGCAGGUGGUUGCUGGUAAGCUGUACCACCUUACUCUGGAGGCAAUUGAUGCCGGUAAUAAGAAGAUGUAUGAAGUUAAAGUCUGGGUGAAGCCAUGGACGAACUUCAAGAAGUUGCAGGAAUUCAAGCAUGUUGAAGGGGGUAUUUCCUCUGACCUCGGAGGCACAUUAUGCAAAUCAGAUGGUCAUGGAUUGGGAUGGCAAAUGGUGCCAACAAACGAUCUUGAGGUCCAGGAUGCAGCAAAUCAUGCUGUUAAGUCCAUUCAGAAGAGGUCCAACUCACUGAACCCUUAUGAACUCUUAGAGAUCCUUGUGGCGAAAGCCAAGGUCAUUGAAGAUUACACCAAAUUCAAUCUGCUUCUGAAGUUGAGAAGGGGAAUCAAAGAGGAGAAUUUCAAGGUUGAAGCGAUCAAGAACGUUGAAGGGAAGUUUUAUGUGAAUUUGAUGCCAUAA